Molecule: messenger RNA, 217 nt
Organism: Entrophospora sp. SA101
Lineage: Eukaryota; Fungi; Glomeromycota; Glomeromycetes; Entrophosporales; Entrophosporaceae
Source: the annotation of a GenBank genome assembly
AUUGCUUCCUUACCCAACUAAAACAAUUGAACUCGAAGCCAUUGAUUCUACAUUGCAAAAUUAUAUAUCAAAAUCAAAAGUAAUUAAACCAUUCAUCGAAGAUCGUAUAAUAGAUGUAGCUCAAAAGCUUCAAUUAGUUGAAAAUCAAUUAUCAAUUCACGAACCAAUUCAUUUCGGAUACACAAAAUACUCUCCACAAGAAGCAAAUCAACAAUAG